AUGUCCAGGAAUGCCGGAUUUGGUUGCUCCGAUACUAACUCUGUAGACGGUGCUUUGUCACGUGCGACUUUUUCAAAUAGCGGUGGAGCAACUAAUCUGGUUUGUGAUCGGUGUUGCGCUGUUUUUCGUAAGUCAAUCGCGCUGAAACCCUUUCCGGGCGUGUCAAUACCUCGGGAGAGGAAUAAGAGAGUUUACGAAGUGCGUAACAAUUUCAUAGAGGUUUCAACCAUCGGAAGCGUUAUUUGGGACUUACGAAAAGAAAUUCUUAACAAGGAAAGUACUUUUAUGGGGGCUCCUACUUUUUGACGGGACAUAUCUCAAAAAAUCAGAAAAAAUGUGCUGAUCAAGGAUAUAUAAAUCCUAGCUGCCCAUUUUAGGUUUUUAGGGGGGAAAAUUCAAUCGGAAGUUGACUUAAAGUCCUAUAUGAACCCCUUUUUGCUUAGUUUUUCACAGGUUUACAAUUUUUAUUUUGUCUUAAAAUGAUGUUUAUUGGGUUUCUAAGACGUUAUAAAUCAGUCUUGGCACAAAAAUUUAUUUUUCCGACCUUCAGCUUCAAAAAAGUUGAUUCAGCCCAAAAGGGAUGUCGAACCCGUGCGGCAUUCCCCCUCUUGAUUCCUAGACUACGGCACUAGCCACUCGGCCACACCGCUCUCUUCCGAAGGAAGAAAAAGACUGCGCUUUUUAUCGUUUCGAAUGCCUGCGCCUUUUGUAGGGAAAUUAAGCCAGUUUUUGGGCAUUUUCACCCCUAAAAACCUAAAAUGGGCAGCUAAGAUUUAUAUAUCCUUGAUCAGCAAAUUUUUUCUGAUUUUUUGAAAUAUGUCCCGUCAAAAAGUAGGAGCCCCCAUAAAAGUACUUUCCUUGUAAAAAGUACCCCAAGUUAACGUACGUUUUAUGGUAUUUUGUGGUGUACACAAAGAACUAAAACUAAAAAAAUUUAAAGGUCCAAUAACUGUUACAUCCAAGAAUGGUCCAAAUCUGACUGCUAUAGGGUUUUCAUGAAACCCUCUCAAAAAUCACCGAUUUUAUAUCGAUGAAAAGUCCCAUAGUGGUCUGAUUUGAACCGUUCUUGAAUGUAACACUGAUAGGACCUCCCAAUUUUUUUAGUUUUAGCUCUUUGUGUACACCACAAAACACCAAAAAACGAACGUCAUAAUGGGGUACUUUUUAGGAGUUUUUUGCAAGUCCCAAAUAACGCUUUGAUGGUUAAAACCUCUAUGACAUUGUUACCCGCUAACGUAAACUCUUUCAUUUCUAUCCGGAGGUGCAGACACUUCCCGAAACGGUGAACUAGAGUGUUUCAGACGACGGAAUUUGCCUUUGUACAUUGGGACAUGGUCCAUCCAUCUCGAUCGACAGCGGCCAUUUCACUGCCGAUUCUUUUGUGCAUUCAGACAUCUUUUCCACCUUUCCAACCAGUAAGUUAAGAGUGUUAUUGAAGUAAUAUUGUAAUUUUAUUCAAGUAACCCUGUAAUUUUAGCUUCAGGCAUGUCUCCUGAUCUGAACAACACUAACCAUGCGCAUAGUGAGACCUUUUCGAAUGGCUCUUGGGUUCACGAUGUUUCGGAUAGACACGAGUGUUCUUGCGCGACCUCCGCCACUUCAUCGAGCCGUUCGCAAUGCUGCAAUUCGACGUCAAACGUUAACAUGUUUGAAGAUGACGGUGGUCUUUCAAGUUGUUCCGAUACACAAAGUGAAUCCUGUGAUACGAGCGACAUUACAAUCGAGAGCUGGGAAACGGUGAGAGGUGAGAAUUUUUUUGGGGAAGUCUCGAUUUGAACUUCUGGAGGUUUGAAAUUUAGAAAAAUCAAUUUUUUUAGUUGAAAAAAUAAAAAAAUUUGCGAAGCAGCUCGCAAAAAAAAUUUUUUUUUAUUUUUUUUUCCUUUUAGGUCUCACUUACCGAAGAAAGUUCCUGCCAUCAAAUGGCCGUCCUACUCAACGAGGUCCUUCAAGUGAACUUGGAUCUGAGUCGAGUGCAUUUACUAACUAUGGUGAAAGAAUUGGCUUCGGGAAAGAUGACCCUGGUCUGAACACAAGUUUCUCCUCAUUGGCCACGGACUCUACGGGCCCGAUCAACGGAUUCUACGGAUACAAAAAUGUCGAACCGCCGGAUCCACCCAUCCGAAGUGUGCGCGAACCGGGCCCGGAACGGCUGAGAGAUGAGAUCAGCGAGCACAGGAAGCGACUCAUUCGAUAUUACAACUCGAUCGGAGAGCUCAGAAGAAACCAAGAAAAGAAUACGAGGGCUGGUCGCGACAGAAGCUUCAGAUGCGCCAGCGAUAAUGCUGGAUUUGUAAGUGUGAGGAGUACAACAUCGGGAUUUGGAGGAAAUGGAGGGGUUUUUGGACAAGAUGUGGGUCGAAGUCGCAUAAGCUGCCGUGAAGAAGGUCCCGAAGCUCCGUCAAGCCUCUACGAGGGAUUUGCAUCAAGUUACAGUGGAAUUAAUGAAGCUUCAAGAGGAUUUUUUCACCAUCCCGGAAGACCUGGUGGAAGUAACGACGAUUUUGGUGAAAAUGAAGGCGAAUUUGACCAAAAUACGGAUGGAAAUGAGUUGUAUCGAGGAGGAAAUGGAAUAACUCGAGGUGGAUUUCGAUCGAAUGCCCGUGGUUCCGCUCGUGGAAGACCUCAUGAUGGAAAUUUUGGCAGAUUUGGAGGAAACAACAAUAUUGGGGAUGAAAAUGAAGUCGGAGACCAUAAUAUCGCUGGAAAAAUGUACGAAAUUGAUGAAGAAGGGUUUAUUGUGAACAGAGAUGAGGAUCAAAUGACAGAGGACGGAAGUGAACAUCGAAUAAUGUCGGAUUUUGACUUGGAACAAGAGAAUCCAAGGGCAAGUGCAAUAUCAAGUCAAAUUGUGGAAAAUGCAGAGCAUUUGGACUCUCAAAACUUGUCUGAAGAUGUGGAGAGACUUAGAGCAAAUCCGGUGGGUCAUGAAUUUAAAUUUUUUUGAAGGGAAAUUGGAGUUUUUGAUCAAAAUUACAUUAUUUUAGGUAAUAAUUUAAUGUUUUUGCAAAAAUUAUUCUUUUUUGAUGGAAUUUUGAUGUUUUUUGAGUGUUGAGGAAUGUUUAUGAUGUAUUUUGUCAUUCUUGAUUAUUUUUUAAGAAAAACCCGGAGUUUUUGAUCAAAAUUAUAUUAUUUUAGGUAAUAAGUUGAUGGUUUUUGAAAAAAAGUUUAUUUUUGAUGGGGCUUGGAGUGUUUAGGAAUUUUCAUGAAGUCGUAUACACUUUCAGCUCACAAAUCGAGACAAUGGAUGUCUAAAUUGUUGCCAGAACCACCAAACUCGUCAAUGUUUGGAGAAAUAUUGCUUCAAAUGUCGAGCGAAGAUCUCAAAUUGGUUGGUGGCUGCGGAGAUCCAUCCAAUUUUAUGUCAAGAUGCUUUCAAAGGAUUUAUGAAGAGAAGAUUCGAGGCCAAGAAGACCCGAUUUUACUCAAGAGAUCUGUUCCAAGCCUACCAAGAAUUGCCCCCGGAGGCCAUGGAGAGGUUUUACAGAAUCCUCAGUGAAUUGGAACCAAGUGGAGAUGAGAGUUUUGGCGAUCAGUUUCAUGAAGUAUUGAGGUUGACACUCAACUUUGGAAAUUAUGGAGGUAAGGAAUUUUGAUUUUGUUUUCUGAUUUUAGGUAAUAAUGAUCAACUUUGAUGUCUCAAUAUUGAUUUUUGGUACUUCUAGAGGAUAAUUCAGGUGUUAUGAAGUAUAAAAAGAAGUUUAGAAGCUCUCAAUGGCUUCUAGUUUUUAGUUUGAGCAAAUUUUUUUGUCAACGACAAGGAAUUUUGAGAGAUUUGGUCAUAAAAUUUUUUGGAGAAAGUUUUGAUUUGUACUGCUGGCCGGGAAAUGAAGCUAGACGGAUUUGCUGCGAAUGGCGGUGCUAAAUUCCCCAAAAAUUUUGCUUUUCUUAUAUUAUUUUCCAGUUGUUACCUAAAAUUUCAUUUUUUUAGGAAGGUCGUUGGUCGUUGCCUACCGACUUCUCUGGAAGAUGCUCAGCGUCACCGAAUCCUUCGAAUUUCCUUUGUUGGACCUAAACGUCGAGGAAGCCCACUUCUAUGUUCAAGGCGAGAACGGCCCCUUCAAGCCUUUUGAACUUCGUUUCAAAAUCAAAGAUGGCCCGAAUGACCCGGAGGAGGGACGAAAUGCACAGCGCUAUCUGAGAAGUACGUGGUCCAAAUAUAAUUUUUUGAUUUUAAGGCCAGUAUAAGAUAAAAUUUCAGCUAAAUUGAAGCACAAUGGAGUCUAUGGAUUCCCGAUGUUUGUUUGUCUCAGAGAUCAAGUCACCAGUGUGAAGGAUCAUGAAUACGACAAAGAAUGGCCCGCUCACAUCCAGAGAAAACAGGUUUCCAGGACCAGAAAGAAGGUUACGGUCUAUAGAUGUCAGCCGCCGACGGCAGCAGGGAGAUGUAGUAAGUUUUGGGAGUGUAAAUGGGUUUUUGAUAAUAUCUGUCUGGUUUUUUGGUCUUGAAUUUUUAUGAAUGAGUCUUGAUUACGGUAAAAUGCAACGAGGGAAACACUUGACCCAAGGGUUUUUCAAAGAGUCCAUUCGUCCAAAAAUAUAAUGGAAAGAUUAGAAUUAGUACCGGUACGACCUAUUUGGAUCAGAUUUUUGUUUUUGAAAGAUUGGAAGUUAUUUUUUACUGUUCCGAGGGAAACACUUGACCCAAGGGUGUUUAAAGUGUCAAUUCGUCCAAAAAUGUACCGGAAAGGUUAGAAUUAGUACCUAUUUGGAUAAGAUUUUUGUUUUUUGAAAGAUUGUAAGCAUUGUUUUGCUGCAUUUACUGUUCUAUUUACCGAGGGAAACACUUGACCGAAGGUUUUUUUAAAGAGUCCAUUCGUCCAAAAAAUUAGUUUUAGGAUUAGAAUUAUUACUUUUUUGGAUCAGAUUGUCGUUUUUUGAAGGCUUGGAAGUUUUGUUUUGCUGCAGUUACUGUUGUUUUUAUCGAGGGAAACACUUGACCCAAAAUUUUUUAAAUUUGGCAAUUUCAAAUAUUUUUGAAAUCAUUGUAAGUUUGAGUCAUUUUAGAGCUCAUCAUUGACAAUCUCCAUAUGCUGGACCGCUACGUUGGCGACGGCGUUGUCCCAGAAAAUACUGUUUUCCUCGGUUUCAAUCAUCAUUCCCAUCGAGUACGCGAGGAAACGGAAAAGUUGAAGAAAUUCAUUGACCACUCCGUGGAUCAAGAGACAUUUCCGAGGAAUCUGAACAGCAUAAUCAGGAACUUUUUCAAUCCGAGGAUGGAGAUUCAAACUGAUUCAAGGUUGCGGACCAGAGAAGACCUCGAAAAUUUCAAUGGACUCCUUCCAAGCCCUUUCAAAUUGUUGCCAGAACAAAUGGAGACAGUGAUUAGAGCGAUAAGGAAUGAAAUGCAUGCAGUUUUGGUGAGUUUAAGGGAAUUUUUGAGGAUUUUUUAUAUUAUACUUGAUUUUUGAGGUCAAAUUUUAAGUUUUUGACGUUUUUUGUCGAAAUUUGGUUGAAAAGUGAAAUGAAUUUUGGUUGUAGAGAAAUUUAGAGGUAUUGGUGUGAUAAAUAUGUCAAUGCGAAUGAGGGUUUACAUGAAUUUCCACCUAAUAUUACCUUAUUCAUCUCCAGGGACCAUCUGGAAGUGGAAAAACGACGAUUUUUUGUUUCCUCGCCAUCUACAACUGGUUCAAACUGCGGAAAAGGACUCUUCUCCUGACUACUCGCCGAGGCGCAGCCUCUGAAAUCACCCUACGGGUCGUUCGAAUGUCCAAAUUUCUCCUUGAACUCCCCCAAUUCAAAAAUCUAAAGAAUAACCAAAAAUUUAUCUAUUAUAAUAUGGAAAAGGACAGUCUGAUGGAGAAGAGAGACUCUGAGAUCAAAGAUUUCUGCUCGUUCAGCUAUGAAAUUCCGGAAAAUACCACAAUUUUGGUGACUGUCAUCAAUUCCAUCGCUUCGGAGGUGGUCCAUCAAUUGAAACCCGAUUUUGUCCUCUUGGAUGAGGCCUCAUCGGUCUCUGCUUUGGAUUUUUAUACAUUACUAGUCAUCCUCAACGAGAAUAGAUGCAAUUUACCGAAGAAUUUGACGAUUUUUGGUAAGAUUUGGGACUAUAUUAUACAUGAGGUUUUGGGAGAAAAAAGUGAUUUUUUUUUUGAGUUUUCAGGUGAUCAAUUCCAACUGGGCGCUCGAUUUUCGAAAGAAUCCUUCCUCAACAUCACCGAUGAAGCCGAUUUUGGAUUCGAUGAAUCGGCGUUGGUCCAACUUUUGAAGUGCAAAUUACCGUAUACCCAAAUGAGGCAGAUUGUCAGGUCUCCAAAAGCUCUGAUCAAGCUGAUCCAGCCUUAUUAGUAAGUUUGAGAGUAGAAAAUUUUAUAAUAUUUUUAGUAUUCGAAGAAAAAUUUGGGAUUUUUAUAUUAUCCAUGACGAUUUCUCUCAAUUUCAGCGAUUUCCCCCUCAAAACUGAUGAAUCCCCGCCGGAAGAGCCGCUUUUACUCAAUUUUGAUGGAUGUUACGGUAUGCAGAGUGAGCUGUCAACAGUCCCAAGUCGAGAAUUCCUCUCAUUGUUCUUGAAUUUACCGCCGAAAGACGUGAAUGGACGACAUUUUUGCCCUGGCGAUGAUCGAUAUGGGAAGAAUAAAAUGGGCCUGGUCAAUCAACGCAACAUUUACUACGCCACUUGCAUUUUUGACGCAAUUAUGAGGCAGAAUCCGGAGGUCACCGCCGAAAAUUGCCUGUAUUUGACUCCAUAUAGAGGUAGGGGAAGAUAAUUUUUGGUUUUUUUGGGCGUGGACAGAUGAAAUUGAGGUUUGAUCAUGGAUUUUAUGAAAGAAUAGGGAUCGGAGAGCGAAUAUUAGGGGAGACUUUGGUGGGUUAUGGUAGUUUUGGAACUUUUUUUUGACCUGAAAAUGGAAUUUCUUGGUAUAAAUGGGGAAAAUUUUAGUUUUUGGAAAUUUUUGUGGAUUAAUCAAAUAAAUCCGGAUUUAUUUGAAUUUGAAGGGUAGAUAAGGGAUUUUUAUUUGAUUUUAAGGCUACAAUACGGAAUUGGGACGGUUGGGGAAACUGAAAAGUAUUAUUUUUCUUCGAUGCAAAUGUGAAAUUAGGAUAAUAGAGGGUGGUGAUUUCGAAAAUGAAAUUCAUUUUUUUGAUCUUUACUGUUUUCCUUAAGUAGUACUGUAAAGUAGUAAUUUUUUGAAUUUUCUCCAUGAAUAAUCGAUUUGGGGGUUUUCGAUGGUGCUGCUUUCAAAUCAAAAAAAAAAAAAAAAAAUGAAUAAGAUUUUCGAAAUCAGCACCAUCGAAACCCCCCAAAUCUAGUAUUCAUAAAGAAAAAUUCAAAAAGUUACUACUUUACAGUACUACUUGAGGAAAAAAUUAAAGAUGAAAAAAUUAAUGUCAUUUUCGAAAUCAGCAACCUCGAUUAUCCCAAUUUCGACAUUUCCAUCGAAGAAAAAUAAUACUUUUCGGUUUCGCCAAUCGUGCCAGUUCCGUAUUGUAGCUUCAAAAUCAAAUAAAAAUCGUAUAUCUACCCUUCAAAUUCAAAUAAAUCCACAACAAUUUCCAAAAAUUAAAAUUUUCCCCAUUUUAUACCAUGAAAUUCGAUUUUCAAGUCAAAAAAGUUCCAAAACUAACAUAACCCACCAAAUUCUCCCCUAAUAUUCGCUCUCCGAUCCCUAUUCUUUCAUAAAAUCCAUGAUCAACCCUCAAUUUCAUCUAUCCGCCUCCAAAAAAUGGGGGCGCUACAAUGUGAUUCAGAUAAAAAAUUGAAAUUUUUUAUCAAAAAGUAUUAAUUUUUUUGGCAAAUUUUUGCCUGUUUUUCUAAAAAUUUUGUCUCUAAAGUGCGCAAAUUUCAGUCCAGGAAUCCGAAUUCCACCAUCGUCGCACCAAACCCGGCGCCACUGGCUCCAUCCGCGGCCAAACAAUCGACCGCGCCGUCUCCACCGAAGCCCGAUUUGUGCUCCUUGACCUGGUUCGCACCUCUUCCAAUGGAUUUAUGAAUGGAAAACCGGAGGAAUGGCCCGCUUAUGACAACUCCCAGAGACUUUUGGUCGCCCUCAGCCGAACCACCCGAGCCCAACUCAUCAUUGGAAGUGUGGAAACGCAGAAAAUCAAGACGAAUCCCACAAAUCCUAUCGAGAAAUUGGCCGCGUAUCAUCUGAAUUCGAGCGAUCCCUUGGUUUCCUUUGUGGAUAUUCACAGUUCUAACGUUUCCAGAGAAGAAUUUAUAGAUUUUUGA
Molecule: messenger RNA, 8167 nt
Organism: Bursaphelenchus xylophilus (pine wood nematode)
Lineage: Eukaryota; Metazoa; Nematoda; Chromadorea; Rhabditida; Aphelenchoididae
Source: the annotation of a GenBank genome assembly